UUCCCUUUUUCUCUCUCUCUCUCUCUUUGCUUUGAUGGAAGACCAGGUCGCCGCCGCCGCCCCCGGCACCGCCGUUGCCGGCGACGAGGCCCCGCAGCCGGCCGUCGAUGUGUCCGGCGUCACAGAGGAGGAUAAGGCGAAGUAUGGCUUCGAGAGGGCGGAGAUGGGGAAGGAGGCUUUGGCUGGAACGGUUGGAGGGUUCGAUCGCCACCUCUUCUUGUGCUACAAGUCUCCAGAUGUAUGGCCUUCUCAUCUAGAGUCCGCUGAGUCUGAUCGCCUCCCCAGACACCUCGCCGCCGCUCUCAAGGCCCGCAAGGAUGAUAUCAAGAAACGGACUCGUUUGACCAUAUGUGGUGGUGAGGAUGGUACUGAGUCAUCUAAUGGAGAUGUUUUGAUCUUUCCAGACAUGAUUAGAUAUCGGGGAUUGACACACUUUGAUGUUGAUAAUUUUGUCAAAGAAGUACUUGUGAAAGACAGUGAGUGGCUUCCAGGAGCAGCUGAGAAACUUACUGGUUCAUAUGUUUUUGUAUGCGCACAUGGGAGUCGGGAUAAGAGGUGUGGAGUUUGUGGACCUGCUCUUAUUGAAAAAUUCACUGAAGAGAUAGCUUCAAGCGGUCUUCAGGGUCAAGUGUCUGUUAGCCCAUGCUCGCAUGUUGGCGGUCAUAAGUAUGCUGGAAAUGUCAUUAUCUUCAGUCCCAAUGCUGACGGAGCAGUUUCUGGUCAUUGGUAUGGAUAUGUAACGCCAAAUGAUGUAUCUGUGUUGCUGGAGGAGCAUAUUGGCAAAGGCAAGAUUGUCGACCAUCUUUGGAGGGGCCAGAUGGGCUUAUCCGAGGAGGAACAGAAAUCAGCCAAGUCCUUAAGACAACAGAUGAGUAGUGGUCUUGGAGAAAAAGGUGCAGGGGAAUGUUUUCAACCAACCGGGAAUAGCAUCGAGAAUGGCACACUGAAUCAAGCAGUUGGUUGCUGUCAGGGAACCAGGAAUGGCUCCUGUUGCCAGGUCGAAUCACGGGAAGCAAAAUCAGAAAACAAUCACACCGGCGAGCAGGCUAAGAAGAUCCCGCAGGACAAGAACAACAAAGGUUCCUCUUCCCGGAAAAUAUGUUCGGUUUCCACAUGGUUCGAGAACUGGGAACGCGAGGACACAUAUGCAACUCUCGCCGUUGUUGCUGCCGUUGCCUCAAUUGCUGUUGCUUAUACCUGCUUUAAGCAAAUGAGAUAAACAAUACUUUCUUUGUUGUUUGUGACUUGCGAUAAUAAUCUCUGCUUGUUUUAGGCAGCAUCUACACAUUCAAUAGAUAAACAAAACUGCCAUGAAGUUGACUUUUACAACUAGAGUGUGCUAUUAUUUGUAGCAAAAUGUAUUCAAUUUGAUGAUCUUUGUUCUCAAACACUUCUUUCUAAUACAAGUGAAUGCAUAGUGCAUUACCCAUAA
Dioscorea cayenensis subsp. rotundata (Guinea yam) is the source of this 1432-nucleotide messenger RNA. RefSeq names its product altered inheritance of mitochondria protein 32-like. NCBI's taxonomy places the organism in Eukaryota, Viridiplantae, Streptophyta, Magnoliopsida, Dioscoreales, Dioscoreaceae. The record is from RefSeq and is a predicted model, not a curated record. The coding region runs from base 35 to 1219 and encodes 394 amino acids. The transcript is spliced from 5 exons.